Messenger RNA from Haliotis rubra (blacklip abalone), 2196 nucleotides. RefSeq lists its product as uncharacterized. Lineage: Eukaryota; Metazoa; Mollusca; Gastropoda; Lepetellida; Haliotidae. The transcript is spliced from 4 exons. The coding region runs from base 215 to 1816 and encodes 533 amino acids. Gene Ontology annotation, molecular function: calcium ion binding. The record is from RefSeq and is a predicted model, not a curated record.
UUCUGAGAAAGUGUAAUCCCAAAGAUAACAUGUGUUGCAGCUAGACGAGCCGGAUUUAGACGGAGAGGAAGCAUUUCGCCUGACUGUGUUAAACAAGGUAAAGUCCGGGAUUGGCGUGGCCGUCAGAGAGGGCGAGGUCAAGAUUACAGUGAACAACGUUCACCCUUUACUCAACCUCCUGGGCAUCAAACACACUGACGACAGGGUGCUCAACAUGACCACACAGGCCCUCACCCAAUCUCAGGGGGACGUACGUCUGCAUGACUUCUACAAAUGUGUGACACAAAUAUUACAAUUUUCUGAUGAAUACUAUGAGGAAAUUACACGGAAGGCCUUUUCUGUCGUUGAUGUUGAUGGAGAUGGUUCUAUCACUGGCGCUGACAUCUACCGACUGAUGUUGUCGUUAGGGGAGGUCAUCAGUGAUGACGAAAUUCUCCAAAUACUAAAAUCGGUUGAUAGUGAUGGUGACGACAGGAUAAGUUUCGAAGAUUUUCAAAGGUUCCUUACAAUCGAAGACGACAUAACGAAUUCCAGUCUUGAUGAAGACAUAACAGAUUCCAAUAGUCACCCUGAAAGAUGUAAUAACAUACCUUUUCAUGCAAGGAGGAAGAGUCUAUUCCUCUACCGAAAAUUACGAGCUGCAUUAGCUUUCUUGAACACACAAAAUGCGGUGAAGCCAAGGGAGGCUGCACCUGUUAAAAGACAAGAUACGCGAACGAGUUCCACAAAUUGUAAACCUCAACAAGUGUCACCACCUAUUAUCUCAAAGAAGAGACCAGAGAUUAAACGACUGUCAGUAGUUGAGGCCGUUUGGGUUAGAACUGAGGAUCAAAGUCUUGUCUUUUCUAAUUCACCCACGUGCAAUAAACAAUCUAAUUGUCUUGGAUUUGUGACGAAAGAAGGAAAUGAUCAAACACAAUUGUCUUCGCAUUACCACACGCUAAAGUCGUUCAGACGAAAAUCAGAUCCCUACACCACGAAGAUUGAUGGAUGCCUCUCCAAGAUGUCAGAUGGCGCACUGACACGUGUACGUAGACUAUCACGUGAGGUGGAGCAGGAGCCGCUGUUUGUCAGAGGUCGAUCUUCCUCCACUGUACAUGCCAUCAUCCACCAGAUUGACGACCUCGGACAUCUAGAGACAUCACAGAAAGAUAACCAGGAUCCAGGGAGUGAUACAAGGACAAGCAAACAGGAACUCCUGGUGAACCAAAGUUCCGAUGCAACUGCUGUUGGAUCUCUCUCACCUCCACGUGCAAGGAAGAAGAAAUGUUUGAACGUGUACAUUAACCCAAAUGAGGUGAUAUCAAGUCAAAAUAGUUCCAAGGAUCAAGACAAACCUUUGGUUGUUUCAAGGAGAUCUGUUGAUAUGCUGCCUGAAAAUUAUAAUGACCCGUCGCAGUUUACUGCAAGCAAAGACAGUGUGGAACCCAUUACAUGUGGUAGUAGUCCAGACCAACAGUUCUGUGUAUAUGGUGAAAGGAAAAACAUGGCUGGUUUCCGGAUCGCUUCAAGGCAUGAACAUCAUCUGUGGAAGACAUUAAUAACUACAUCCAACGACGACAACUUGCUAAGAUGCGCUGCACCAAACUCUUUGUCCCAUCGUUCGUACAAUUCCUUUUCGAGAAGGCUAGAGAGGCAGAAACCUUUUCCAUCACAUCGUCGUAACGGCGAACAACAUGUGAACAAAGCGUCGUUUCUGACGCUUGAGUUUCCAGCGGAGAAGAUACACAAGCCAAGGUAUAAACGUCCCUCCCUGCUUACCCAACUCCCUGUGGGUAGCCACAGAAGGAAAAACUUGCCAGUGUUCCUGGGAUAGUUAUAGAGGCAUUCCAAAGUUACAUUCUGGACCGAAUUGAUUUGUCACUGAAUAUAAGACCCGUGUUAUCUUAUUCAUGUUUAUUAGGAAUUCCAUUUUUUUCAAAAACACGUGGAAUUUGUUUUUCCAAGUGAAUAUAUUUACAAAACAUACAUGCAAUAAUUUCAGCGUCGAUUUCAAUAAAACAGUUUGUUUUAAAGAAAUUACCUAAAUUUCGUCAUUGCCAAAAUAACCAGUUUUGACUAUCAUCUGAAUCAGAUUCCAAAUGGCUGGGGCAGGCAUGUCAAUAGACAACUGAAAUUAGUAAUUAUUGAGACAGCUUGAUAAUACUGAAUUCAAAAACUGCAGCUGCCAUCUGAGGUUUAUGCAAAGGUUAUUGG